UACUGAGGAUUGCUAGAUCUAUUUUCACCGCAUACAGCUCAGUCAGUACCUGAAUAUCUGUACCAUCUUCAGCUCACAAACCCUAAUUAAUCACCGUCGAUCAUGUCGUCAUCGUCUUUGUUCAGGUACUUUAUACCCUCCCAUGCCCUUAUUUUCUCUUUCCUAACCCUAAUUUCGGGACCCAUUUUCUCAUUUUCAUUCCCGGCACUCCAAAACAACCCUAACUUCGACUCCAACAUUGCCCUCUUCGGCGACGCCGAGAUCGUCGAUGGCGGUUCUUCCGUAAAGCUCACUCGCCCACUGGCUUCAAGCUUUGGGCUUGUAACGUACAACAAACCCUUCAAGUUCCUCGAACCACAAACUACCUCUCCGACGUCGUUUUCCACUGACUUCACCUUCUCAAUCUCACCCGAGAACGGCGAUGGCCUCUCUCUAAUAGUUUACCCCACUCAUUCCGCCUCCAAAUUUUCGGGGAAAACCUCUUUCGGGCUUUCUCAGGAAAUUAGGUUUCUGGGAAUCGAAUUCGAUACUUCAAUGGAUGCUGCUGUAGGUGAUGAGAAUUCAAAUCAUGUGGGAGUCGAUGUGUGUAGUCUUGUGUCUGCUAGAAUCAGUAAUGUUUCCUCUGUUAAUUUGGUUCUGAACAGUGGAGUGAAAUUAAGGUCAUGGAUUGAUUAUGAUGCCAGCUCAAAAAGGUUGGAAGUUAGGUUGAGUGAAUUGGGUGGUGUGAGGCCAUAUAAACCAUUGCUAACAUAUCCAAUUGAUUUGUCAGAAAUGUGGAAAGGGGAAGAGGUUUUUGUGGGUAUAAGUUCAUCUAGUGGCAAUUCAUCACAGACUAGCAGUGUGUAUUCAUGGAAAUUUAGGGUAAGGAAUGUCCAGAGUUGGAUGCAUUCUCAACCGGUUGAUCCACGGGGAUAUUCUAAACCAGGCAGUGAGCAGAAAACAGCCCACAAGAAAAGCUUUUGUCCUUUGGGAAUUCUGCCAGGAUUGCUUUUUGUGAUAGGGUGUGGCGCAUUGGUGGCAUUUUCUGUGAUGUUUCUGUGGACGGUGUCUGUUAGGAAAUACACGAUGAUUCCAACUUCGCAUUCUGCGUGCCCCGUGAAUUUCAGGUAUGAAAAGAUCAAUGUAGUUGUAGAAGAUAGCUCAGAAGAUGUUAAGAAUUAGGGUUUCAAGCUGUGUUUGUGCUUUGAAUUUGUGUUCUUUGUACUGUUGGUAUGAAUUUAAAUACAAUGUGCCAUGUACUUUCUAUUGCACAUUCUAAUGAAUGGAAGCCACUUGUUUUAUGUAUCUAUAA
Messenger RNA from Cornus florida, 1291 nucleotides. RefSeq names its product L-type lectin-domain containing receptor kinase VIII.2-like. Bases 103 to 1161 code for a protein of 352 amino acids. The record is from RefSeq and is a predicted model, not a curated record. Lineage: Eukaryota; Viridiplantae; Streptophyta; Magnoliopsida; Cornales; Cornaceae. The transcript has a single exon. Gene Ontology annotation, molecular function: carbohydrate binding.